GCCUAACCCUAAAUUAACUCCCUGGAUGGGACAGAGCUUCAAUGCGCAAGCUGUCUCUUCCAUGACCAGGGUGGUCCGACAUCCUGCGCUCGCGGUGCCACACUUGUCCUUGGCUAACAUCGGGCGGUUGGAUUUUGAGGGCCUGAAGGCAAUGGGCUGCAAGGGGGUCAUCUUCGAUAAGGACAACACGUUGACCGCUCCGUACGAGGACACCGUGCACCCCCUGGUAGAGGAAGGCCUGAAGCGGUGCAUGGAGGUCUUCGAGGGGAGCGUGUGCAUAAUGUCCAACUCGGCGGGAACGAGGGACGAUCCAGACUAUGUACACGCCAUCCGCAUCGAAACGGCACUGGGGAUUCCGGUCUUGAGGCACGACGAGAAGAAACCGGGAGGGAUAGCGGACGUUUUAGCGUUUUUCAAAGGGAAGGAUCCUGAGGGAGGAACUGUACGGCUGGACGAGCUGUGCUUUGUGGGCGACCGCCUCCUUACGGACGUGGUUUUCGGCAACCUGCACGGCAUGCUCACGGUGCACACCCAGCCGCUGACGCUCAAGGGGGACAACAGGCCAGCGGCUGUCUUCCGCUACUUGGAGCGGAAGGUGUUUAUGGGCUUUUUCCACCAGACUUGUUCGGUAGAGCCGCAAGCACAUCGCCUGUGCCCCGAGGGGGCGAGAGUCUUGGACCGAGAGGGGGGUACUGCCGCGGAACCCGAACCAACACCUGCUUUGAAUGAGAUGUAGCAAGCGUUUAAUCUCUUGGAAAAAUGCUACCGCUAUAGGAAGCCUCGGUUUCAGUAGCGGUCCCUCACGUUGGCUUGAGAUCGCUGGGCAUUGUUUUUUUCGCAUAUUUUCUCUUUUUUCUAGUGCUUUUAUGGCUCUGUACUUGCCCAUAUAUCCAUGUGUUGUGAUGUUUGUACAGUUUAUCGAAAGGGCGUGGUUGUUUUCAGAUGUGCUUGAGAUGUUUGAAUCUAUUUGUCGUCGCAAGAUGGAUUACGGCCCCGCUUUAAGGCACUGUUUUCGCGGGUGAUGUCAAACCAGCGGUUUGACGUUGCUUGGACGCCUGUAGUAGUUGUUUUGCCGCAACACACGUCUCGCCGCCUCUCCCAAGAGGAAAAGGGCACCAUUGAACCUGGUAUUCUGUGUAGGCGAGAUGUUUUGCGGUAUUGGAGGUCGUCAUGACAUGGGAAGCAAGAAAGGAUUCUUCAGUUGUAUGACCGGUAUUCAUACGGUAGGCCAUUGUUCAAGAGUUCCAAUGUAAACAGCAAAACAUUCCAUGUACA
This is a messenger RNA of Ectocarpus sp. CCAP 1310/34, 1275 nucleotides long. NCBI's taxonomy places the organism in Eukaryota, Phaeophyceae, Ectocarpales, Ectocarpaceae. The record is from the annotation of a GenBank genome assembly.